Messenger RNA from Diaporthe citri, 2265 nucleotides. RefSeq lists its product as uncharacterized. NCBI's taxonomy places the organism in Eukaryota, Fungi, Ascomycota, Sordariomycetes, Diaporthales, Diaporthaceae. Gene Ontology annotation, cellular component: fungal-type vacuole membrane. The transcript is spliced from 3 exons. The coding region runs from base 1 to 2265 and encodes 754 amino acids. Gene Ontology annotation, molecular function: oligopeptide transmembrane transporter activity. The record is from RefSeq and is a predicted model, not a curated record.
AUGGCGCCCGAUAGGGGUCAAGACCGCUCCGGCUACGACCGCCUUGGCACGUCCGAGGAUGACGCUCAAGGUGACGAUGCCCUCUCAUCACGACAGCCUCCUGACGAGGGAGACGCGCUUCGAGGUGGCGACCAAGACCACUCGCCACCCACACCGGCUCUCAGGGUGGCCAAGCCAGGGCUCGACGUCGAAGGCCGCAGCUUCACCCUCCGCGCCAUCGCUGCCGGCCUCCUGGUCGGGCUCGUCAUCUGCUUCUCCAACAUGUACUUUGGCCUCCAGACCGGCUGGGUCUCCAUGAUGACCAUGCCUGCCUCGCUCAUGGGCUUCGGCAUCUUCAAGACCCUGUCCCGGCACCUGGCCUUCCCCUUCUCGCCCGUCGAGAACGUCCUCGUCCAGACCGUUGCCGGGUCAAUGGCCAUCAUGCCGCUCGGCUGCGGCUUUGUCGGCGUGCUGCCCGCCAUGCAGUAUCUCCUGAAGCCCGAGGAGCAGGGCCCCGUCGACCUCAGCACUUGGAAGCUUGUCGUCUGGUCCCUGGGGCUGUGCUACUUUGGUGUGGUGUUUGCCGUCCCUCUGAGGCGGCAGGUCAUCAUCCGGGAGAAGCUCAAGUUCCCAAGCGGCUUCAGUACUGCGGUGUUGAUCAGUGUGCUGCAUGGCAAGACGGGGCUGGUGAGGGAUGACUCGUCCCCUAAGCAUCACCACCAGGAGCAUGUUGUGCCCGAGGGCUUCGGCGGGCGUCUCGGGCAAGACGGGAAUGUACAUGCUGUUGAUGAGGAAGAAGGCGCAGAUCUUCGGAGGCAGCAGUGGAAGGCCAACGUCAGGUUGUUACUGACCUGUUUCUUCAUAUCGGGGCUGUACACUUUUGCGACUUACUUCUUCCCAAUCUUGAGAGAUCUGCCGAUAUUUGGCGUAACAGCAGCUUCAACGUGGCUGUGGACGCUGAACCCGAGCUUGGCUUAUGUCGGGCAGGGUAUUAUCAUGGGACCGGCGACUACAAUUCAUAUGUUACUCGGUGCAAUCAUUGGAUGGGGCAUACUCUCACCCCUGGCUAAACACCAAGGCUGGGCCCCAGGCAAGGUCAGCGACUGGGAGAACGGGAGCAAGGGCUGGAUCGUAUGGACCUCGCUUGCAAUUAUGCUCGCAGACGCCGUCGUCAGUCUCGGCUACCUCGCCUCGCGUCCUUUGCUCCAGCGCCUCACCAAAGCCGGCGCCAGCUUCCACCGCCGGUGGCAGAAUGGGGACACGAGCCUCAGCCAGCUGCUUCCGCCGCGUCAUCAGGGGUACACCACACUCAGCCCCCAGGAGGACGACCUCCCGCCGCCCAGCCCCUCGUCUGAUCACCAGCAGCCAGAGCAGGACCACCACCAGCAGCAGUCGUCCAUCUCGCACCUCCUCGCCGAGGCCGACCAGGACGACGCCCCAGCCUCACAGCUGAUCUCGAACCGUACGGUGAUCAUUGGGCUCGCGCUGUCCAUUGCCUUCUGCGUGCUGUGCAUCCACAUCGUCUUCGGGGACUUGGUGCCCCUGUAUGCGACCGUGUCGGCGGUACUGAUGGCACUCGUACUCAGUAUCAUGGGUGUGCGCGCCCUGGGCGAGACGGACCUGAACCCCGUGUCGGGCAUCUCCAAGCUGGCGCAGCUCUUCUUCGCCCUCAUCGUACCGCAGUCCCACCCCACCUCGGUGCUGAUCAACCUCGUCGCCGGUGCCGUCUCCGAGGCCGGCGCCCUGCAGGCUGGCGACCUAAUGCAGGACCUCAAGACGGGCCACCUGCUGGGCGCGGCGCCCAAGGCCCAGUUCUGGGGCCAGGUCGUCGGCGCCACCGUAGGAGCCGUCGUGAGCGCGUUCAUCUACAGGCUCUACACGGCCGUGUACACCAUCCCGGGCUCGCUGUUCCAGGUCCCGACCGCCUACGUGUGGAUCUUCACCGCGAGGCUGGUCACCGGCCAGGGGCUGCCUUACAUGGCCAGGGAGUGGGCCAUCGCGUUUGCGGUGCUGUUCACAUUUAGUACCAUGGUUAGAAUCUAUGCUACAAAUAAGAGGUGGCAGCACCUCGUUCCUGGCGGAAUUGCCGUGGCUGUGGGCAUGUAUAACGUGCCCAGCUUCACAUUGGCGAGAACCGUAGGCGGACUGGUGGCCUGGUGGUGGAGGAAGAAGGGCACGAGGGAAGACACGCCGUUGAUUGUGCUCGCAUCUGGUUUCAUUCUUGGGGAGGGAUUCUUGAGUAUUGUCAAUUUAAUCAUGGAGAGUGCCGGUGUGCCGCAUCUGUGA